AUGACUAGUCAACACCAAGACAUUUUUAAUUCAUCUUGUUCUCUUUCAACGUAUUAUUCUGAUUAUUACCCUUACCAACAAGGUUUUGCUAACUCUCUUUCAUUUUCUUAUUCUAUGUCUUUACCUCCAGGAACUUAUUCUCCACUUCUUGUUGUCACUCCAAUGCAUACACCAAUGGUAGAAGAUGAAGAAAAAUCAAUAAACCAACAACAAACUAACUUAUCAUCAACAAAUACGGUUGAACAAGAUGUUUUUGUUUUUGAAGAACAAAUAGAAUAUUCCAACUUGUUACGUCAAAGUACAAUUCCUAUUUUUGUUAAUCCCUCAUCGAUCCAAAAUAAUAUAGAAAUAAAGGAUGAAAUAGAUGACUUUAUUGUUGGGUCAUUAGAUGAAGAAUGUACUUUUGAAGACAACAUUCUCAGUGAAGAAAGCUCAGAAAAUAAUGAUGAUGAUAGAGAAGGAUUACAGAAUGGUGAAGAGUGUCAGUUGAUUCAAGAAAUAUUUGAUCGGUUGUGUCAAUUAAAAAGAGAUGGUGAAGAAAGAAAUAAAAUACUUCAGAGUAUUAUUGAACAUCAGAAAUAA
Entamoeba nuttalli P19 is the source of this 582-nucleotide messenger RNA. RefSeq lists its product as hypothetical. NCBI's taxonomy places the organism in Eukaryota, Evosea, Mastigamoebida, Endamoebidae. Bases 1 to 582 code for a protein of 193 amino acids. The record is from RefSeq and is a predicted model, not a curated record. The transcript has a single exon.